CUCUUUCAUCCACUGAUGAUCUCUCAUCGCGUCUACCUCUCACAUUCAGUUCAUCGUCCUGAAUAUUUCCAAUUGUCUUUUGAAGCCCGAUUACACUAUUCAUAUCUUAUCAAGCUCUCUGUUUCUUGAUCCCAAUACACUCACUCACCUCUCAGUUUCUCACACUGCUUCCUCAACCCUCACUGUUUGUCUUGUUUACUAUUUUCUCAUUUACAGAACCAGAACUCCCACCCUGCAUUCACUCUACUGAUAUACCCAUAUUACCUGAGAAAUGGCAAAGAAAAAACCUUCAUUCUACUGCUGUAUCUGUGGCGGCCCUUUCACCCCUUGGGGGCUUCGAAAGAUAAGCACCGUUGCACCGAGUGAGAAAGAAAACGAUGCUCUCCUCUUUAAAGACUGGUGUGACUGCGGAGCCGACAAUUAUCAUGGCGGUGCUCAUAACACGUCGUGUGCUGUCUUCAAAGGUUAUGACGGGUCUUUACUUUCCCGGAUGAGUGCCGUAUGGCUCGUCAACGCGCGCAUGAUUUGCGCUAGAGCUGGUUCCGAAGGGCUAUGUCUUUGCAAUGAUGACCCCUCCCUCUGUUUCAUCACCGAUGUGGGUAUAUUUUCCCCUGAAGGAGGCUUCGACUGCGGUGGGCUCGUUGGCACGCUAUGGCCCAUGCAAGAUGGCUUCAUCACGCAUGAGUUAUGUUGGGAUAUGCUUGAGCUUGUUCAUAGGAGCAAGUUCCCAAGUAGGGGGAAUAUUAAUCUACCAGAACUCUGGAUCUCAUUGCGCAUCCGAAUGCCGCCGUCUGGAGGGGUUGCCGUCAACUGGGGUGAUCAUUGCUCUUACGGUGGCGCGGGUCAAUUCCACCAGGCUGACUGGGAACCCCGGCCAGGAUAUGAAUGGCUGGUAGCGUGCCCGGAUGAAAGCGUGGAUUUUGCGAAAAUCAUCGAUGCCUCUGUUGCAGACCCUUCGGCUCGGAUCUCACGCCAGAGUACAUUGUCACGAGAAUACCGCGACCCAUUCUUCCACCUGCCCGCUGAAAUAAUUCAUAAAAUUCUUGCUACUAUCCCCUACAAGUCCAUGGUCAGCCUCAUGCUUGUAAGCUACUCAGUUCGAGAGGCGGGCGGCUCCAUAUGGAGAACUCGAUUGGCCACAGACAUUCCAUGGCAUCAAGGAACUCAGCUUUUUCAAAGUCUUGCAGAACGCAAAUCAUUCAUCAAAUACGGGACUCUCUUGAAAUUACUAGAGAAAGUCUCUUCUGAUUCUGGCAAUAUCGACGGCGUGGAAUCAGAUCAACAGUGGUUAGGGCUGAGAAAUCGUCGGCGGAUUUGGGCCUGCUGUGAACGAAUUGUGGAAGAUAUCGAAACACGGUUCGCUGCUGCUCGGAAUGCACGUGGCUUUGUGUCUGAAGGAGUGGAAGCACUAUCGACCUUUCGAAUCGCCACGGUCAUUGAACCCAAGGAAAACGAAGAAAGAUGUGGCGCUGAUGUAUACUUCGUUCCAACCCUAACUAACACGCCUAGCCUGCAAGCGAUCACAGUCUAUUUCCUGCCGGAAGGGUCAGUUGUUGGGAUCGAGUUUUCUCUUCAAGGUGAAGAGUUCGGUCGAAUUCUCGGGCAUCGAAGCACAUUCUUCCAGAGCGUUGCGGUUCCUUCAAGCCUUGUGAUCAAUGGAUUCCUUCUGUCACUUGGGCCAGAACUUCCAGUCAUCCGAGAUCGCCCAAUACGAGGGCUUGGGGUUCUGACAGAAGAUAGUCUGUUGCAAUCUCGGUUAAGAUUUGGAAAGUGGACGGGAAGUGAUGUAGUCCAAGUUUUUCGUCCCUGGUGUCCACUACUGAAUACGGAGUUCAUAAAUCAACAAGUAGUUGGAAUAACGGGCCAAUGGAAUGUCGAAAAGAUAUUCACAUUUGGAAUUAUAGUGGCUGUCCAGAAGUUACGAGAAAAAGACCCUUACAGAUUAGAUAUCUACAGCCGAUGGGUGAAUGAUUGGCCGCCCACACAUAGUCUUCCACCAAGGCACGGAACUGAUAUCCGUUACGAGUCACCUUACAUCGAACCCGCGAUCCAUCAGAUUCAGAAUAUGUAUAUCGACCUCGUCCAUGGCGAUUUAGUUUCGGUGAACGGCUAUUAUCCUCAUGGCAACCAAAAUCCACUGGGCGGCCUGAAAUUCAACUUCUUCGACGGAAGCAGUAAGCUUGUUGGUCGUGCCGAGAAUGAUCCUAGUAUGCAAGCUGAAGUCAAGGUGACUCUGGAUCCUGAAAAGGAAGAAAGGAUCACUGGGUGGGUAGGAUAUUACGGACGUGCUGCUGAUGGUAGUCCUCGCAAUGUGUACGCUUUGAAACUCACAACCAACCUAGGCAGACAUCUUGCUCUGGGAAACGAGGAUGCGGUUGACAUUUGGUACUCUUAUGGGUUGGAGGUAAAUGAUACUAACCGGUUGUUCGGUUUUCAAAUCGGUGAUUCGCCUCCCUGGAUUGAGAGUUUCAGCGCUGUUUUCGGCCCCAAAGAUAAGUCCCCAGAAGAGCUUUAAAUAGUUGCCAGGUGCACACAUGGUCCUAUUUGCACAUUGUCAGAUGUACGUACAUGUUUUCCGGUGUUUAAUGUGUUUCGAC
Aspergillus steynii IBT 23096 is the source of this 2597-nucleotide messenger RNA. RefSeq lists its product as uncharacterized. NCBI's taxonomy places the organism in Eukaryota, Fungi, Ascomycota, Eurotiomycetes, Eurotiales, Aspergillaceae. The transcript is spliced from 6 exons. The coding region runs from base 272 to 2515 and encodes 747 amino acids. Gene Ontology annotation, molecular function: protein binding. The record is from RefSeq and is a predicted model, not a curated record.